UCUACUGUCUAUCUGUCAUCAAAUUCAAUCAAUUGCAAUUUUCAUAUUUCCUCAAUGUUUUCAAUUUUGAUUCUCAGUAUUUUGCCAAAAUAUCUUACACUUAAAGUAAUGUGAUGUAAACAAAGUAAACAGUUCACCCAAUUACAAAAAAAAUGGAUGUUAUACAUCAAUCUCUGAGUCUGCAAACUUUACAAAGCACGAUUGAAGAUCUACCAGAUGAAGUCUUAGAAUUUAUUUUAGGGUUUCUGCCACCUUACAAAGAUUUACAGAACUGUAUGAUAGUUUGCAAACGAUGGUACAAUUGCUCUCAAAAUGUCUUACACAAAACAUCAAUAAAAUUGGUAAAAGCUGUGGGCGAAUUUAAUAUAUUAUGGAAAAAUGUUGCUGCAACUGAUAUGGUACCCACUAUUACUAAAAGAUUUUCACAUGCAGCAUGUGUCCUAGAGAACAAUAUGUACAUAUUUGGUGGUUGUACCACUAAUGCAACAUCGUUCAAUGACCUCUGGAAGUUUGAUUUGUCUAUUAGGCAGUGGGUAAGACCCUUAGCCACAGGCACAUAUCCUGUUCCAAAGGCAUAUACAUCAAUGGUUCAUUAUAAAGACUGUUUAAUUGUAUUUGGUGGUUGGACGUAUCCUUCACUUUCUCAAUACUAUCAAAAUGUUACUAUGUUUAAUGAAAUUCACUUUUACUGUGUGAAUACAAAUAAAUGGGUUUUAAUAAAUGCCACAAAUAGCCCUCCACCCAUGGCAGGACAUUCUGCCUGCAUGAGAGGCGAUCAGAUGGUUGUGUUUGGUGGGCUGGUUAUGUCAGCUGAUCAGAAUUAUCAAAUUCAAUGUUCUAAUGAUGUGUGGGUGCUUGAUGUACCAACACUCACAUGGAGGAAGCAAGCCACAACCAAGCCAAGACCACCACCAAGAUAUGCACAAUCUUUAAUCUGUCUGGACUCUGAUAGAUUGAUGCUUUUAGGAGGGGUUCAGACACUGCGUAACCGCUUUGUGUAUAGUGACUGCUGGAUACUGACUAUGAAAGGUCCAACAUGGACAUGGAAGGAAUUAGCAGUCAAAAACAAAGAGUGGGCAUCAGCUAACAUUUGGUGCAACCCUGCAUGUAGGGUUGGCGAUAAGGUUGUGAGUUUAAGUAGAAGUAGAAAUGGCUGGAAUAGUGCUAAACCUUUAGUCACUUCAGCAGUCAGGUUAUCAGCUCUAAGCAGACCUGAGGGUGCACCUGUGUCGGUUAGAGUUGAACAAAGUUUACAAAGGCCUUUGGAUAGAGAUCAAAAUAUAAAUGGUAGGAGAGGUGUACUUCCUAGGAGACCUUUGAAUCCUCCAAGGCAAGAACAAGUGAAUCCAAUCAAUGAACCAGUUGCUGGUCCAAGUAAUGAGCAUGAAAGACCACAAAACCCAUUAGGUAAUGAGAAUAAUUCAGAUCAAAAUGGGCUACUGGCAGGAACUAGCUCAGAAGGAAAACAAAACAAUGGCCUAGAUGCUGGUAAAAAGGAUUUGGCAAUGAGAAGAAAUAAAAAUAAGAAUAAAGGAAUGAAAAUAGUAAGGCAAUUGCAAGAAGCAAACAAAUACAGGAUGGCUGCAUUUGCUUGUGAUACAUCCCAAAAUAAUACUGCGCCAGAAAAUGAUCUCAUAAAUCAAAGACAAAUAGCUCAUUUAGAAAAUAGAAGAGACCCUAUGCCUUCUCCACCAAACCCUCAAGCAAGGCAGCCGGCAGUGAAGAAAGUUAAACGGAACACUUUAACAAUGCAUGUAUUAGAUAUUUCUACUGUUGUAAAUGGAAAUUCGUUGAACUAUGUGGCAUGGCUAUGUCCUCGUUUGGGAGAAAUGACUGGAGCUCCAGAAGAAUUAGUUAUGUAUUCAUUAGUUAAAGGGAAUGGGGAACUAAUUAUGUUUGGUGGUGUUCACAAUGAUAUCAGUAUUUUAAAUUACUCUGAACAUCAGAACAUGUACUCAAAUUCCUUGCAUUUCAUUACACCUCCAAGAGAUAUCAUUUAAAAUAUUCUUCAAGUUGGGGUUGUCCAAAUAAGAGCUUUACAACCAAUUGCAAAUUGGGAAAGGUUUCAGAUUUUUUACAUGACAAUGCUUUUUUUCAUGAUUUCCUACAUUUUUUUGAAUUCUAUGAGUAACCUUUACAAAAGUCAAAUAUCCUUCAAUACCCAGUGGCAAUAAACCUUUAGUUAACUAGUAGCUUUAAGUCCCCUUGCACAAUAGUUUGAGUAGACCUGAAACUGAAAAUUAGUUACAGAUUGUGGUUAGGACAACCCUGAUAUAAAUGAUAGCUUUGGCUUUGCCUUCCCUCUUUCAUUUAUCUAUAUUUCCUUAGUUGUUUACAAUUAUUAAUUUAUAACUGCUGUCUCUCUGACACAUUGUUAAUAAGUUUAAUAAAUUGUUCAGUUGA
Helicoverpa armigera (cotton bollworm) is the source of this 2403-nucleotide messenger RNA. RefSeq names its product F-box only protein 42 (gene Fbxo42). Lineage: Eukaryota; Metazoa; Arthropoda; Insecta; Lepidoptera; Noctuidae. Bases 153 to 2000 code for a protein of 615 amino acids. Gene Ontology annotation, cellular component: SCF ubiquitin ligase complex. The transcript has 3 exons. Gene Ontology annotation, molecular function: protein binding; ubiquitin-like ligase-substrate adaptor activity. The record is from RefSeq and is a predicted model, not a curated record.